AUGAGAGUUCACCAAGCGAGACAGGCUGAAUCUUCGCGGUACCAAAUAUAUGUACAAGGUUGUGGCGCUUGCAUUGUGGCUGUCACCGCUCCUGACCAUGAUGGACACAAACGGACAUUUGCGGUUAAUUCGUGCCUAACGAGUAUACUGUCUAGUCAAGAUUGGGAAAUAACGACCACCGAAGGAUUAGGUGACAGACAGGGUUAUCAUCCUAUUCAGCGUACCCUAGCAGAGCACAAUGGCAGCCAAUGUGGGUAUUGGACGCCCGGGUGGGUGAUGAAUAUGUACAGUUUACUUGAAACAAACAAUUAUAAUCUAACUCAGUAUGAAAUCGAGAAUUCGUUUGGUAAUAACAACUGCAGAUGCACUGGUUAUAGACAAAUUUUAUAUGCGUCUAUAACAUUCGCCAAAGACGCACCAAAACCCAACCUAAUCGACAUAGAGGAACUAACUUAUUUUUCUUAUUUGCAAAAACUCUGUAACCAUUUGGAUUUAGUAGCGCAUAUACCUGUGAGAAAUGUGGGAUCGAUCGCUGGAAACCUGAUGCCUAAGAAAAGAGAUGCGACUUUUGCAUCCGAUGUCGAAGCUCUCAUACAGUGUUCUGGAGAAGUAAAUGAUGUUAAAUCAAUGCGGAAAGAAGUGUAUUGUGCGUUUGUAACCUCCAAAAUCUUUAGCGGAGAUAUUGACGAGACCAUACGGUCAUUUGUUCUUGAAAAAAUAUCGCAUGGAAAAAUCGAAUACUUUGACCAACCAAUAGCAAUAAUAGUUGCAGAAACGAAAAAACUUGCACAAAGAGCGGCUACUCUUGUUAGAGUCACUUGUUAUCGACCAAAAAGUCUUCAAGGUAUGACAGAGUAUGUGUUAGAAAGAAUAUCUUACGAAUUAGAUAUAGUCCCGCUAGAAGUAUGCCUCAAUAACCUCAAUCCGGAAUGUAUAGAUGUUAAAGACAUACUGGAAACAUUAUUAAAAAAUAGUGAAUACAUAGAACGAAAGAAAGAAGUUAUGAAAUUCAAUUCUGAAAACAGAUAAAAAAGAGGUCUUCGUGCAGCAAUCAUGAGUAGGCCUGCUCCAGAUCAAGUAGAUUAUCACAUCUACCUAUCAAUUUAUCAUGGAGAUGGCAGUGUAAAGCAUAGCGGUGUAGAAAUCGGCCAAGGCAUUAACACAAAAAUAAAACAAACCAUUGCCAUUGUAGGGACCUUACACGUUAGAAGCAAAUGUUAA
Molecule: messenger RNA, 1221 nt
Organism: Pieris brassicae (large cabbage white)
Lineage: Eukaryota; Metazoa; Arthropoda; Insecta; Lepidoptera; Pieridae
Product: xanthine dehydrogenase 2-like
Molecular function (GO): oxidoreductase activity; iron ion binding; flavin adenine dinucleotide binding
Source: RefSeq, a predicted model, not a curated record